AUGUCCGUCAGCGUGGUGGGACAUCAGGGAGGCAGGGCUGUGACAACGUCCGUCAGCGUGGUGGAACAUCAGGGAGGCAGGGCUGACACAACGUCCGUCAGCGUGGUGGAGCAUAUGGGAGGCAGGGCUGUGACAACGUCCGUCAGCGUGGUGGGCCAUCAGGGACGCAGGGCUGUGACAACGUCCGUCAGCGUGGUAGAACAUCAGGGCGGCAGGGCUGUGACAACGUCCAUCAGCGUGGUGGAACAUCAGGGAGGCAGGGCUGUGACAAUGUCCGUCAGUGUGGUCGGGUAUCAGGGAGACAGGGCUGUGACAACCUCCAUCAGUGUGGUGGGAAAUCAGGGAGGCAAUGCUGUGACAACGUCCGUCAGCGUGGUGGGACAUCAGGGAGGCAGGGCUGUGACAACAUCUGUCAGUGUGGUGGAACAUCAGGGAGGCAGGGCUGUGACAACGUCCAUCAGCGUGGUGGAACAUCAGGGAGGCAGGGCUGCGUCAAUGGCCGUCAGCGUGGUGGAACAUCUGGGAGGCAGGGCCGUGACAAUGUCCGUCAGCAUGGUGGACCAUCAGGGAGGCGGGGCUGUGACAAUGUCCGUCAGCGUGGUGGAACAUCAGGGAGGCAGGGCUGUGACAACGUCCGUCAGCGUGGUGGACCAUCCGGGAGGCAGGGCUGUGACAACGUCCGUAAAUGUGCGUGGAGGAACAUCUGGGAGGCAGGGCUGUGACAACGUCCGUAAGCGUGGUGGACCAUCAGGGCGGCAGGGCUGUGACAACGCCCGUCAACGUGGUAUAACAUCAUGGAGGCAGGGCUGUGACAACGUCCGUCAGCGUGGUGGGACAUCAGGGAGGCAGGGCUGUGACAACGUCCGACAGCGUGGUGGACCAUCAGGGAGGCAGGGCUGUGACAACGUCCAUCAGCGUGGUGGAACAUCAGGGAGGCAGGGCUGUGACAACGUCCGUCAGUGUUUUGGACCAUCAGGGAGGCAGGGCUGUGACAACGUCCGUCAGCGUGGUGGACCAUCAGGGCGGCAGGGCUGUGACAACGUCCGUCAACGUGGUAUAACAUCUGGGAGGCAGGGCUGUGACAACGUCCGUCAGCGUGGUGGAACAUCAGGGAGGCAGGGCUGUGUCAACGUCCAUCAGCGUGGUGGAACAUCAGGGAGGCAGGGCUGUGUCAACAUCCGUCAGUGUGGUACACCAUCAGGCAGGCAGGUCUGUGACAACGACCUUCAUCGUGGUGGAACAUCAGGGCGGCAGGGCUGUGACAACAUCCGUCAGCGUGGUGGAUCAUCAGGGAGGCAGAGCUGUGACAAUGUCCGUCAGCGUAAUGGAACAUCAGGGAGGCAGGGCUGUGACAACGUCCAUCAGUGUUGUGGGACAUGUGGGAGGCAGGGCUGUGACAACGUCCAUCAGCGUGGAGGAACAUCUGGGAGGCAGGGCUGUGACAACCUCCGUCAGCGUGGUAGACCAUCAGGGCGGAAGGCUGUGACAACGUCCGUCAACGUGGUAUAA
Molecule: messenger RNA, 1509 nt
Organism: Schistocerca gregaria
Lineage: Eukaryota; Metazoa; Arthropoda; Insecta; Orthoptera; Acrididae
Exons: 2
Coding region: 1-1509 (502 amino acids)
Source: RefSeq, a predicted model, not a curated record